Molecule: messenger RNA, 645 nt
Organism: Echinostoma caproni
Lineage: Eukaryota; Metazoa; Platyhelminthes; Trematoda; Plagiorchiida; Echinostomatidae
Source: the annotation of a GenBank genome assembly
AUGCGAGCUGGAAGUGGUCAGACUUGGGACUUAAAGGGUGGACUUAUGUCACUUCAGCUGCAAUAUCAAGUACCCCGAAGAAAAAUGUUUCAACCCCUCAACACCUCGAAAACUCGGAUCACACAAAAGACUAAAGAAACUGGGGGUAUGAGCCGUAAACUGGAACGAGUGUAUCAAACGUCUGAGAAGGCACCCAGUAUCCUUUGCCGUUCCGGGCCAGUUGAUUCCGAUAGUACACCCAUCUACCAGAUUGCCUAUUCUCCCUUUGGUGGUCACAUAGCCACCGCUUUGGGUAAUGCCAUGUGCCUUGUCCUACGCACUCCAUCCCGGGAUGAGCGGGAGAUACCCAGUUGUGCCCCAGCAACCGGCUUACCUACUGGCGAGGCCCUGCGUGGUCACAAAAGCCCGGUGCUUUCGAUUUCUUGGUCAACCACUGGUCAACUGUUGCUCACCAGCUCGGCCGAUCGAACUGCCCGAAUGUGGUCCAUGAAAACGCAAUCCGUGGAAAAUGGCACAAAGACUCCUCCGAGAACGGUGCUAAUAUUGGAUUCGAUUUCUGGCGGUGCAUCGAAUGGUUACGGUGAACAGACAACAAUACGUUCAGGCAAUUUCAAAGUAAUUCAUACAUCAUAUGAAUGCUGUUAA